AGAAUGACAUAAUAGAAAUGGAAAAUCUAAUUUCUGGUGAAGAUAUAGCAAAAAAGCCACACAAGAGGGGUAUUAUCUAUCUGUCUUCUAUACCACCAUAUAUGAAUGUUAUCCAGAUCCGAGAAAUAUUUGGACAGUUCGGAAAAUUGGGGCGUGUUUAUCUUCAAUUGGAAGAUAAAAAACCAAAACCUGGAGAGAAAAAAGUAAAAAAAAGAAUAUCAAAAAAGUUUACUGAAGGUUGGAUAGAGUUUGAACGGAAAUCAGUGGCAAAAAAAGUUGCAGCAAUGUUAAAUAAUCAACAAAUUAGUAAUAGAAAAAGUUCAAGAUAUUAUGACUUUAUAUGGAACAUAAAAUACCUUUCUAAUUUUAAAUGGGUUCAUCUCAGUGAAAGACUAGCUUAUGAAAAAGCAGCACGUAGACAGAAAUUGAGAGCAGAGAUACAACUUGCCAAAAAGAAAAGUAAUUUCUUUACUUCUAAUAUUGACAAGAAAAAUAAGAGUGCAGUUAGUAAACAAUCAAUAAUUGAAAUUGGGAAGAGUAAUAGUGAUGUAAGUUUAGAAGAAAUCAUAUCCAACAGCAACAAUGAUCGUGGGGAAUUUGUAAAAACUUUGUUCACUUAAUAAACAUCAAUACAAAUAUU
Messenger RNA from Agrilus planipennis (emerald ash borer), 640 nucleotides. Its product is annotated as pre-rRNA-processing protein esf2-like. The transcript is spliced from 2 exons. Lineage: Eukaryota; Metazoa; Arthropoda; Insecta; Coleoptera; Buprestidae. Gene Ontology annotation, molecular function: RNA binding. Gene Ontology annotation, cellular component: nucleolus. Gene Ontology annotation, biological process: endonucleolytic cleavage to generate mature 5'-end of SSU-rRNA from (SSU-rRNA, 5.8S rRNA, LSU-rRNA); endonucleolytic cleavage in 5'-ETS of tricistronic rRNA transcript (SSU-rRNA, 5.8S rRNA, LSU-rRNA); small-subunit processome assembly. The record is from RefSeq and is a predicted model, not a curated record. The coding region runs from base 18 to 620 and encodes 200 amino acids.